GAGCGAAUAAUUGCUCACUUGGCGGACGGUCUUCUUCUUCUUGAAAGUGCACGCAGAGACAGAAAGAGGCCCCAAAAUCUCAGAUUCUGCUAGGGCAAAAUAGGAGCGAACUUUACAAUUUCUCUGAAAAUGCUCAGGGGAAGAGAAAGCUUGACUCGAUUGGUCGGAAAACGCAGGCGAUUCCUUCCCAACCGCGAAACUCUUCUCUCUCCUUCUCCGAUCCAGAGUUCGUUGAAUCUGCGUACUGAUGAAGAUGGCAAAAUCGUGUCGACGAAGAGUUCGGAAGGAUCUGCAAUGGCGGUUUGUGGUGAAAAGGAUAAAGUUGAGAGUUUUGGAGGUAGAGAAGAGCAUUCUGAUAUGAGUGAGAAGGUAACUUGUCCCGUUUGUGGCAAUAAAGUGAGAGGGAAUAACUUCACAAUCAAUUCUCAUCUAGAUAUGUGUCUAUCAAGAGGAACCAAAAGGAAAUUGACUCAGCGAACGCUUCUUCAAAUGAACUUCUGCUUACCAGAGAAAGUUCAAAUUCAUUCCUCCAAGAGAGCACAGUCAAGGAGUAACUUGUUGCUUAUCACCGGUGAUGGAAGGACUGUGGGGAAUGUUGUUCAUGGAUUGCCUGAUUUUGAUUGUUUUGAAGAAAGUGACAGUACUAGUAACAUGUCUAAGUCAGUAUUAAAUUUAAAGUCUGCUUUGCACGAAGAUGGUUUAUCUAAGAGCUCAAUCUGUGAUGACAAUACAGAUGAGAAUAUUGUUACACAUUUUUUGUCCGAGAAUAAUGAGGUGCCUGAUGAUGGCAUGGCAAUAACGUUGGAUGACGUAUCUGGUGUAAUUCUAGAGACUUUUAUUGUUGGUCGCAAGUUUAGUGAUGCAAAGGAAAUAAAUUUCGGGGAAAGAAUUUCACUCGUGAGAGACCCACAUAAUAUUAAGGAUCAUAAUGCUAUCAAGAUUAUUUCUGUUGAUUCCAGCGAACCUAAAGUGCUUGGUUUUCUCCCUUGUGUAUUAGCUCAAUAUCUAUCUCCGCUAAUUGAGAAGUACUUCCUAAGGUUUGAGGGACAGGUCACUUUGGUUCCAAAAAAUUCCCUUGAUGUUGUUCCGGUUCAGAUUUUUUGUCAGAAGGCUGUAUCAGAUGAAAAUAAAGAGAAUGACAACCUUGAGGUUUUCAGAUACUUAUGGAGAAAUGCUCAGCAAGUAACUGAAUCCACAAAGAAUUGUCGAACUAGUUCGACAAAAUAUCAACAAAACUUUAGUAUUCUGAUAGGAGAAUUUUCAAGAAGUAACCUUCACCUCUUAAUAGAUGGCGAACAACAAUUUUUAGAAUUAUUCAAUUCCUUGUCAGAUGACAGUCAGAGGCUUUUUGUACGUCUUUAUACACGAAAAGGGCCAUGGUUUCGGAUGUCAAAUAUUUUCUACUCAGAAAUAUUGGAUCCUCAAAAAGCAAUGAAAGAGCUCUCUGCAAUAGGUUAUAUACGUUCCUUUGAUGAUGAAAGUGAAUUGCACAACGAUGAUGUGAAUGACAUUUUGAACUUGCUCACUGUAUCUGAACUUCGUGAAAUUAUAUGCAUACUUAAGCAGAGAUGCAAGUGUGGGACGAGAAAGCAGGAACUUAUUGCAUCUCUUCUUUCCUCGUAUAAAGAUGGAUUAUGUCCACCAUUAGCAAUUAUGGUUUUGAAGAGAACAGGUGCCUGUCUCAGAAUAUCUUCCAAAGCUGAAUCUCUUUUCUGGCGUGCUGAGAGGCUUUUCUUUCUAAAUGGAGAGCAGGAUCUGUCAUCGUUUCUAUUAGCUGACUUUGGCAUUGUCAAGUACCCAACUUACAACUGCAUAAUCACAGAACCAAUCUUCUCAGAUCGAAAUGAUCUGCUUGCUUAUGAAGAGGCCAUUGAAGUUGCACAAAUGAUUGAUGAAGCUCUUGAUGGAAACGACAGUGAAUUGGUGUUAAGAUGCAUAAAGAUAGCUGAAGUUCGCAUUACCAGUGCAUCUGAAGAAACAAUGGAAACUUCAACUUCUGAAUCAUUGUUUACCUUUCGUUCUUGUUUUUCCGCAUCAUGGGUCUACUCUAAAGUCCUUACGUUAGGAGUUUCCUUUCUUGAGCGUGAGCGUAGGUAUGAUGAAGCAAUAUAUCUACUGAAGCGGCUGCUAGAGUGCUUUAGUUGUGGUCGUAGAAGAGGAUAUUGGAUCCUGAGAUUGUCAGUUGAUUUAGAGCACGUGGGAUAUCCUGAUGAGAGUCUUUCAGUUGCUGAAAGUGGACUAUUGGAUAUCUGGGUGCGUGCUGGCUCAAGGAUGGCCUUGCAGAGGCGGGUCCUUAGGUUGGGGAAACCACCAAGAAGGUGGAAAAUUCCUAGUUUUGCGACUUUGGCCAAGAGGAAGAUUAAUGAGGUUCAUGUUCGAGGAAGACCUUUGAAUUCUGUGAUUGGUAUGAAGAGCAGGUUCUAUGGAGAAGAUGGUGAACAAUGUGGGGUGGAGCAGCUUGCUCUCCAGUAUUACGCUGGUAAAGGAGGUGGAUGGCAGGGUGUUCAUACAGAGAGUGGCAUUUGGUUGACUAUUUUUGGACUACUUAUGUGGGAUGUCAUGUUUUCUGAUGUACCAAAUGUUUUUCGUACGAGAUUUCAGACUGCACCAUUGGACUUGGAGACUGAUAGCUUUUAUCUAGCAAGAAAGAGCAGUAUAGAGUCUCACCUGCAGAAGAUUCAUGACGGCAUGGCUGAGGAGAUUGUCAUCACGUCAUGGGAAUCACAUACGAGAACAGCUUGCAGGGGAGUUAACUGGAAUCAGCAUACCCUAUUUGAGCUCCGUGCGGCUGUUGCCUGCAUCGGUGGCCCAUGUUUGGCCUUAUUCUGUCGACAUCUUGCACAAGAUUAUCGAAGCUGGUCGAGUGGAAUGCCAGAUUUGCUGCUAUGGCGAUUUGAUGGAGAAUUUGAAGCUGAAGCCAAGCUUGUUGAGGUUAAAGGCCCCAGGGAUCAACUAUCCGAACAACAACGAGCAUGGCUACUACUUCUAAUGGAUUGUGGUUUUAAUACGGAGGUUUGUAAAGUGAGCCCUGAGCCAGCUUCUUGAUCCGCUCUGGCAUUGGCCUAUAAAGUGUUUUUCGACUAGAAAAACAUGUUGUGGAGCAUGUGGUUUGAUUCAAUGGAUUGUCCAAUGGAUGUUUCCAUUCUAACACUUGCGACAAACCUCAAACAUGGCUCACGAUCCGUUACGAACUUCACAAUGCUCCAAGGCAGGGUAGGCUUAAUGUGAGAUGGAUGCCAAUGAUGUCAAAGGUACAGUGGACUGCACAGCCAAUAUUGCACUUAUUAAAUACAUUCUUCUACUAUGAUGUUACACUAUUGGUAAAGAGAAUGCAAGUGGUGGCAUGUUGAAACAAUCCCAACAAAUUGUGGGGAUUAUGUCAUACAAUUUGCCAAACAUUGUUCUUCUGUAUGUACGAGUGCAAGUUUAUUUUGCAUUCAAAUGGUGUUACGGAAAAUACCUUUGUUACUAAAAAUUUUAAAGAUCAUUACUGGGUUUUAUUACAAUUAUCACAAUAUCAUAAAUAUUGCUCUAGUAA
Morus notabilis is the source of this 3538-nucleotide messenger RNA. RefSeq names its product fanconi-associated nuclease 1 homolog. Gene Ontology annotation, cellular component: nucleus. NCBI's taxonomy places the organism in Eukaryota, Viridiplantae, Streptophyta, Magnoliopsida, Rosales, Moraceae. The transcript is spliced from 15 exons. Gene Ontology annotation, biological process: interstrand cross-link repair. The record is from RefSeq and is a predicted model, not a curated record. Gene Ontology annotation, molecular function: 5'-flap endonuclease activity; zinc ion binding; 5'-3' exonuclease activity. Bases 130 to 3045 code for a protein of 971 amino acids.